AAUACUCACCAAACGAUGGGAUUAGGACUGGAGUUAUGAGAGAAGAACACUGUUGGAACUUCGAAAUCACACCUCGGGACAUACAGGAUAUUAUACAAGCUCAUGCUUUCACAAGAACGUUUUAUAAUAAUAUUCGGCCACUGUUACCACCUUGGAUACAAUUUAGAGAAACGGGAAACGCAGUAAUAGGCAUUAAUGAUCUGAGAACUGAAAUACAAACAGCCGGAGAAAUUAAUUCUGGAAUUUGCAAGGGUGCACCAUUGAUUGCAAACAGAGUUUACACUGUGCUACAUUUAGGCCACGGGUUUUCUGUUGACAUCUAUGGUCAAGAUAUUUCACUUCCUAAUCCUCUGGCUAACCGCAAGUAUUGUUUUAUAGCAGAUAUAUGCCAAAACGGUGGAAGUACAAUGUUCAUUGUUUUACCCGAAGCAUCGAGAGAUAUUUUUGAAAAUGUCAGCAUAUUUACCGCAUUAAAUCAAACAUUGGGAUUAGAGAUACGUCCGAUCGGGAUAGGAAUAUCAUUAGAUAAAACCAUGCCCGUAAACUGGGAAACUAAUGUCGACUUUUGGAGAGGUGGUGACGAGUUGUUUACCUACCCGAUACAACGAUCCGCCAAUUUCUGGUUAGCAGGGGAAGCUUUAGUUCAAUUUGGAUUAUUAAAAGCAAAAAGCAAGGCAAACGUGUAUCUGGCUGUACCAAGUCCUGCAAGUAUUCUUCAAAGUAUAUUCUUGAAUGAGUGGAACUUUUGGGCGCAGCUGACCGCGUCGUCCACUUUGAACUUCGACUUGACAAUAUUUGGAGACCCUUUACAAAUCGAACUUUCUGGUGAUGUCAGCAUCUAUGGAUCGUUGGGAGGUUCAAAACUGUCCCAUUGUGAUCGAUUUGAAUUUGCUCAAAAUAUCUUGAAGAAUGAGAGAGCUAUUCGAAUCAUUGGAGUUGUGGGCUAUCCGGAAAAGUAUUAA
Dreissena polymorpha is the source of this 962-nucleotide messenger RNA. RefSeq lists its product as uncharacterized. The coding region runs from base 36 to 962 and encodes 308 amino acids. The record is from RefSeq and is a predicted model, not a curated record. NCBI's taxonomy places the organism in Eukaryota, Metazoa, Mollusca, Bivalvia, Myida, Dreissenidae. The transcript has 5 exons.